This is a messenger RNA of Aspergillus puulaauensis, 915 nucleotides long. RefSeq lists its product as uncharacterized. The transcript is spliced from 3 exons. Gene Ontology annotation, cellular component: intracellular anatomical structure. Bases 1 to 915 code for a protein of 304 amino acids. Gene Ontology annotation, molecular function: oxidoreductase activity, acting on NAD(P)H, oxygen as acceptor. NCBI's taxonomy places the organism in Eukaryota, Fungi, Ascomycota, Eurotiomycetes, Eurotiales, Aspergillaceae. The record is from RefSeq and is a predicted model, not a curated record.
AUGCGCCCAGCAGCCUCCUUGAUGAGACCCCGCCACCUGCAAUUUCUCCGCCCCUUACGCACUCCCCGAUUCCCAACACGUUUCAGCACCGCCUCAAACGCAGAUGGAGACCUCAUUCCGUUAAAGGACCGCUUCAACCUCGCCGGGAAGUCCUACAUCGUCACUGGCGGCGGGAGGGGAAUCGGCUACGCUGCAGCGCGCGCAGUCGCAGAAGUUGGCGGCAAUGUCUCGAUCCUCGACCUCGCUCCCAGCCCAGUCAAGGACUUUGAGAACCUCUCGCGCGAAUUCGGCGUCAAGACAAAGUAUAUCCGCACGGAUAUCACGCAGGAAGAGAGCGUAACGCAAGCAUUUGAGGAGACGAUUGGCGAUUUCGGGAAAUUGGAUGGGUGCGUCACCGCAGCCGGCGUCUGCCCCGAAGGUGACUUUGCGGAACAUAACCUGGCGGACGUCAAGCGGUGCUUUGACGUCAAUAUAACAGGAACAUUCCUCGCAGCGCAACAGACAACAAAGGCCCUCCUGCGCCAAAACACACCCGGUAGCAUCGUAAUGAUCGCAUCGAUCUCCGGCUCGUGCGUAAACCCGGGCGUCAAGCUCUCCGCCUACAGCGCCUCCAAGGGCGCGGUGCGCAUGCUCUGCACCGAGCUCGGCGUAGAACUCGCGCCUGUGGGCAUUCGCGUGAAUUCGAUUUCCCCGGGGUACAUUGACACGGAGCUCCUGGCGCCGCUGAAGGCUGCGCAGCCUAAGCGCAUGGAACUCAUGCGGAAUGAACCGCCGCUGAAGCGGAUUGGGAAUCGGAACGAUCUUACUCCCGCGGUGGUGUACUUGCUUAGUGAUGCCUCGUCGUAUAUGACGGGCGGGGAGAUUGUGAUUUCUGGGGGUAUUCAUUGUGGAAGAAUUGAGAGCCCAUAUUUGUGA